UGCACCAGAGGCGCGAUAUCUAUUUCGAAGGGAGUGGAAAACAUUAGUUCGGAAAAAAGAAAGAAAAGAAAGCUGCCUUUUCACCGACAUGACUGGCAAGGACGGAGUUGUGCUUUCAGACACUGAGAACAAACAGAAAACAGUUUCACAAACCAGCGUGAACUACGGUGGAUCCCAGCAGCCGCAUCCAGCUUGGAAGAUGGCCCCCACUGUGCAGCGGCGCACCGGCUUUGGGAUCCAGGAGCUGCUGGGCCUCAACAAGGAGCCGCCGGCGGUGACACCGAGGCGGCCGCUGGAGACUCUUCCACACAGGGCCCACAUGCUGGCUGCCAGAUCUGCACUUGGACACGCUGGGCUCGGGGUCGGCAUGGGUUUCCUGGGCCCGGAGGGAAUACAUUCGUUUUACAGUCAGCCUGCUUUUCUUGAGGUGCUGUCAGAGGCGCAAAAUGUGCACCUGCAGCCGCUGCACAGGACGGCGCAUAUGGACUCACAGACAGACGCGAAACACUCCGGUGCCAGCUCCGAUUCUGACGAUUUGAGCUCCUCCGGUGAUCAGAAAUUUUCCACAUCAUCGAUGAGUCAGAGCAAAAAAAGAAAGAAAAGACGCCACAGAACAAUUUUCACGUCCUAUCAGCUGGAAGAGCUGGAGAAAGCUUUUACUGAAGCUCACUAUCCAGAUGUAUAUGCCAGAGAAAUGUUAUCCAUGAAGACUGAGCUGCCAGAGGACAGAAUACAGGUGUGGUUUCAAAACCGUAGGGCCAAGUGGAGGAAAAGGGAGAAAUGUUGGGGUCGCAGCAGCGUUAUGGCAGAGUACGGCCUGUAUGGAGCCAUGGUCCGUCACUCCAUCCCGCUGCCAGAGUCCAUCCUCAAGUCAGCUAAGGACGGCAUCACAGAGUCUUACGCUCCAUGGUUACUGGGUAUGCACAAGAAGUCAGUUGAAACUUCACAUACCCCCCCUGGAAAACCCAGCAGCCUUACACCAACACCAGUCCAGGAGAUAAUAGUGGACAAAACAGAGGAAGAGAAGCCGAAACCAAGUAAAGAUACCACAUCAGGAAUUUCUAAAGAGGAACUGAGGGAGAACAGUAUUGCUGUUUUGCGAGCGAAGGCACUAGAGCACAGCGCCAAGAUGCUCGGGACUGUUUCAGACAGAGCAAACUGCCACACAUCCCAGAGAGAGGAGACUAAGGAGAUGACAGAGGAGAAGAUGGCAGAGGUGGAGAAUAGUGACUGAAAAAGGCUGCAGGAUACAAAAUGAUGGUGACAUAACUGCAGUGGGGAGUUUGCAACAUCUUUCAGAGGCAGAUGUGUGAUAUGAUUAUUUGAACAGAGCCUUAAUGAAUGUUGAGUCACCAGUGAACCGUCAAACCUCACAGAACAUUUCAGCAUAUGUGAAAAUGGCACUUAGGGCUUAUGUCUGUCAUCUUCAGCUCUUUGGCUUGAGGCUCAUUAACUCAACCAAUAAUCAUGUUUCUGUCCCUUUUGAUCUUAAAGAUAUUUAAAUCUGGUCUUCUGUCUGUAAGGCAGCAGAGGAGGCUUAAGCACAGGAAUGUUUCCAAAGCAUUUAUGACAGAUUUCCUGACACAAAACUGCAGCGAAUAGAAAUAUUUGUUUGAUUAAACUGACAGGCUUUCUGACAUGGCAGCUUUUUAUGCAAAGGAAUAUUCUUUAAUGUGGGGUAUUUGGUGCUGAGAGGCAUUAAAGAGAAAAAGUCUUUAUUUAAUAGAAGAACCUGACCUCCAGAUGGUGACAGAUUUCAGCUGGCUACUGCCACAUGUACCAAUACAAACAGUUGGUA
Messenger RNA from Melanotaenia boesemani (Boeseman's rainbowfish), 1798 nucleotides. Its product is annotated as visual system homeobox 2-like. The record is from RefSeq and is a predicted model, not a curated record. Lineage: Eukaryota; Metazoa; Chordata; Actinopteri; Atheriniformes; Melanotaeniidae. Bases 89 to 1234 code for a protein of 381 amino acids. Gene Ontology annotation, cellular component: nucleus. Gene Ontology annotation, molecular function: DNA-binding transcription factor activity, RNA polymerase II-specific; sequence-specific double-stranded DNA binding. The transcript has 5 exons. Gene Ontology annotation, biological process: regulation of transcription by RNA polymerase II.